AUGUCAAAAGUGCAAGCAGGACUGGCACACUUUCUACAUGAGGCUAGUUCUUCAGAUUUAGAGAUACACUACUCUGAAGGCCAUGAGGAGAACGAAAUGGUCGGUAAUGCAACAGAUUUCAUAGUUGGAAUAAGCAGUGUGAAGAUCCUUUAUCUAUCUGCCGAGACUCUUGAGGUACUUACUUACUGUUGUGAAGCAAUACCGCUCUUCAUCAAUCUGACUCGUUUAACUGUUGAGAGUAAACCGGAAAUUGGAUGGCAAUCAUUGCCGGGUCUGCUCAAGAACUCUCCAAAUCUGGAAACUCUUGUCUUGCAGGGACUCGGCCACAAAGCCACAGUUAGAUGCGGAGACAUGUGCUUGUGCGAACCUUUUGAGGAGGAGAUGGAAGAAGAAGAAGAGAUUCCUCCUUGUUGCUUAUCAUCAAGUCCUGUGAAGGUGCUGAAGAUAUUGAAGUUCGGUAAAAUCUAUGAUGAUGAGAUAGAGCAAGUCAAGCUUUUUCUAGAGAUGAUGCCGAAUCUUGAGCAACUAAUAAUACACUGUGAUGAAUCAUUUGGUAAAGAUUUGGUUGAGGUGUCAAACCAACUUCAGAUGCUUCCUCGAGUAGCUUCACCCAAAUGCAAUGUUCAACUAAUCUCUGGUGAUGGUCACGUCAGCUUGUCGUCUACUGUAACCUCUUCAUCGAUGAAAUGA
Messenger RNA from Microthlaspi erraticum, 690 nucleotides. The record is from the annotation of a GenBank genome assembly. NCBI's taxonomy places the organism in Eukaryota, Viridiplantae, Streptophyta, Magnoliopsida, Brassicales, Brassicaceae.